This is a messenger RNA of Caenorhabditis remanei, 3930 nucleotides long. RefSeq lists its product as uncharacterized. The transcript is spliced from 8 exons. Gene Ontology annotation, molecular function: protein tyrosine phosphatase activity. The coding region runs from base 1 to 3930 and encodes 1309 amino acids. The record is from RefSeq and is a predicted model, not a curated record. Gene Ontology annotation, biological process: protein dephosphorylation. Lineage: Eukaryota; Metazoa; Nematoda; Chromadorea; Rhabditida; Rhabditidae.
AUGUUUUUUCGGCGGCAGCCCUGUUCCGGAUAUGGAUUUGAAACUUCCCUGCAACUCUGGUGUUCACCGUCCAUACCCAAAAGAACUCAACUCAUUCACAAGUUUCCAGACCACGAUCCCGGGGAUUUCGAAAUACUCGGUUUCAAGUUCUUCCCGUCAAAAUACUUCUCUAACCGCAACAUCCGAAAUGCAAAUGAAAAAUCAGCGGAAUUCCUGAAACACACCACCGUCGUCGCCCACAUCAUCAAUGGAAUCUCCCUGCAGACUGGUCUUCUCAAUGGGAAUAUUUCGAUUGACAAUGUAGUUGGAGAGCUUCUUGGUUUCGGAAAUGUCCAAUUGCCAGCUGUCAUCAACUUCAAACCGGAUGGAAUCAUUGAAUCGGCAAAGAAGAUGAAGAGUAUUCGGGAUUCAAUUGAUGACAAUGUGAUGGCUGUGAUGACUCAGAUAUUGGAAUGGGAUAGAUGGAUUGCCAAUGCGGGGACCAUUGAAAACACUGAUUUCACGAAGCUUCCUGGUGUUUCUGAGUACUUCAAGGAAGUGAAAAGUCUCAAUGCCGGUUUUAACUUCAGUUUUAUAAGCGAAGCUAAAAAAGGAUCAGUUGGAGUGAGUGCAAUGCUUAAUGCAAUCAAAGGAAAUGUCGAGGACAGCUCAUUGACAGAGAGUGAUUAUUUCUUAGUUAUUGGAAAUAUCAAAUCAUUGCGAAUUCGCUUCAAUACCUCUGUUGCUGCUAUGAAGCUUCUGAAAGCAGAGUCGGAAAAGUUGAUUAAGUUGAAAUGGGUUAUAGGUAAAGAAAAUCCGUUCAAACCACUACGAACAGUCACUCAACUUAUGGACAAUCGUCCAAAACUCAAUCCAAUAUUCGAUUCUUCUCACGUCUUGAAACUCAAAACCAGCAUGCAGAAUGCUCUAGCUUCAGUCAAAGACAUGAAAACAUCAGCAGAUGAUACCUCACUUGUCACUGAGUUGAUGAAAAGUCGAACACAACUGAAAGUGAGAAAAUACACAAUUGGAUUUCCAAAUGGUGUAUCCGAGCUGAAAAAACUGGUGGACGAUGUUCGUGACCCGUGGAUCGGAAAGAUUCUGAAUCUCGAAACAUCUCAACUGCAUGUAUUGUCUGAUGGUCUGCAGCCACUUAUCGAUAUAAAUGAUAAGUUGAGUAAAUUGGAUGAGAAGUUGAAACCAGUUGCAUCCAAUAAGUUGUAUGAGUCACUUCUCAACUUCAGAGAUAUUCUGAAAGACCUGGAAGGUAUGCCAGCUGAUUCGAAAGAUUCAAUCGAUGUUCUCGAAAAGUAUGAUAGUUGUAAAACAGCUGCAAUAGAAUCGGUAAAAACCACUUAUUCACCCAUCCAAAACUUUCUCACCGCUGUGGAUAAGUUGAAAACAAAACUGAUGAGUAUAAUCCAAUCGAUGGAUCGGAUCGAUGUGGACAAGUUGAGUCAAGAGUUGACCGAGUUCACUUAUAAACUUGGUGUCUCGAAAAGUGACGGAAAACCACCUGCUGAUGACAAAGUGCCAGAGAUAAUUGCGGAGUUGAAGAAGACUGAUGAUCUACAAAAGAUGCAGAAACGAUUCCAAGACUUUACGACUAUGUUUGAAGGUUUUGAGGGUGACAAACUCAGUACAGAGUAUCAAAUGAAUGUCACAGCUGGUGAAUCCUUAAUUAGUGAAAUCAACUUCCUCGAUGACAUUCGGAAGGAGAGAGAAGUGCAGAAAUGUCUGAAAAAGCUUUCUGAUAAGUCGACAAAAGUCUUUACGGCAGUUCGAACACUUCAUAAAAUGAAAGAAGUCGACAGUGGCACUGUCUCAGACGUUGAAUCAGCUGCCAAAGCGGUUUCUGAAGUUUCGAAACAUCUAACAACUGUCAACUCAAUUCCUGGUGACAUGAAGAAAAAUGUCAAUAAUUUAACAGAAGAAAUCAACGAGAUGCCGAAUUCAGCGACUCAUUCUGAAGCAAUCGGUCAAUCGGUAAUGUCACUCAAAUACGCGUAUAGAAUGAAAGAACUUGAGGCGGAAAUCGGUCAACUCAAAGCUGUUGGAGCAGUUGUCGACGUAGAACUUCAGAAGAUUGUAGAUUCAGAUGAGAAGCAGAGAAUCGAGAAGUUGUGGGGUAACCACAAAAAGGAUAUCGAUGAUCUGGAAAAGUUGUUGGCUGGAAUCAAGUCAUUUGAUCAAAAACUUGAUGUGUCUAAAGCUGGAACAAUGGCAGAUUACGGUGCUCCUUUGAAAGAGUUGGUUACGUUCAGUGAUAUCAAAAUGGAAUUCAAUGAGAAGUCGAAAGCUCUGAGAGCUCUGAUCACUCAACCGAACAUCGAUCAGAAAGUCAAAUCGGAUCUGGAAAAGGCCCAAGAGACACUCGAUAAGUUAUCGGGUCUCGAUCUUCAGUUCUCCAGCCACUCGGCUCAAUAUACAAGUGCUCCGAAUGGCUUCCUGGCUGUUCAGGAUUUCUUGACCAAAUUCUUGUCCAUUGAUCGCCACCAGAAAAUCAUCAACAAGGAGGAGGCAGAUCCAUAUGUUCCCUACUAUGUCGCCGCCGGGAUGCUUCUUCUCGUCAUCGCUCUCGCAGUCAUUGGAUACUUUUAUUAUAAGAAACGUGUCGCCAAGAAGGACGCCGGCUUGACUGCUAUCCUCGCUUGGAUCAAAGACUACGAAUUCCGUGACAAGUUUGAUGCGACCGUGCACUACAAAUACUACAUCAUAUCUCUCAUCAGUGUUUUCGUUAAUUAUAGACAGGGGUUCGGAUGGUUAUCUUUGAAAAGGCAUAGAUCUUCUAAAAUGCCUAUCAACAUUGAUUCUGCUCUCCAAACAAAGUAUGAUCUAAGAGAAAAAAAAAUUCAUGCGAAUGCAUGUGAAAUUUUGUGUGGAGAUGAAAAAGUAAUACUCUACCUAACACAGGGACCACUUGAGAAAACAAAGAAAAAAAAGAAGCUUAUUCAUCAUGAUACUCGUGCAGACUUCUGGGAAUUGGUUCUGGGAGAAGGCAGUGAAUAUAUUGUUAUGCUCUGUGAUUUUGAGGAAGAUGGAAAACGCGUGUGCGGUGAAUAUUUCAAGAAAAAGCUAAAUGAAGUUAUCGUAAUUGGAAAAAGAUUCGAAGUGAAGACGACAGAAGUUAAACAGUCGGGAAAGACUUGGAUUCGGAAGCUGGAGAUCACGGACAAAAGAAAACCGGAACAAGCCGCCCAUAAAGUGACUCACUAUCAGAACUUGACUAUUCCAAGCAACCUCGCUCCAACGGAACACCAAGAGAUGAUUGAUAUCAUUCGGAUAGUAAAAGAAAGCAAGUCGGCGGCAGAGGAGAAAUUGCCGACAUUAAAUUCUUUGGUUACUGAGGCAUUUAAACUUCGUUGGAAUUGUUUCGAUAUGAAAUACGGUGACCUUAUGAUUCAUUGGAUGCUACUCGGUGCCGUUUACAUGCUUUCUUUGGAUUACAAAAACGAUAUCCUUGACAGCAAGUACAAUAAAAUGAAGAAGAUAUACAUGGAAACGCGAAAGAUGAAGUUGGUUGAGAGAGGAAUACUUGAUAAUGAACCGAUAGAGAGACCAAGAAAAUGGUGGCAGUUUUGGAAGAGUGGAAUGACGGCCGAUGAAUUCAAUAAGCAGAUGCAAGAUUGCGAAAAGAAGAUUGUCGAUUUUGAAAAUGAUGAGAAAAUACGUCGGGAAAAAGCAAUAGAAGAAGCUGAGAAUGCUCCGGAACCAGAAUUUGAAUACAUUCCCGCUCCUCCAAAUCCUGCCAACCAGAAUGCUCCGAAUCCUGAUGCUCCGAAUCCUGCCAACCAGAAUGCUCCGAAUCCUGAUGCUCCAAAUCCUGCUCCACCAGCCAACCAGAAUGCUCCGAAUCCUGAUGCUCCGAAUCCUGCCAACCAGAAUGCUCCAAAUCCUGCUCCACCAGCCAACGAAAAUGCUGCCAACCCGCCAGCCCAGCCAAACCAAUAA